CUUGUUUGCUGUUGGAAAUCUGGCACCAUGUGAACAGAAGGGCGUAGACAGAAGAUUUAGACAGCAAAAUGAGAUUAAGGAGACAAUGAGGAGGGAGAACCAGAGCAGCGUGCCCGAGUUCCUCCUCCUGGGGCUCCCCAUCUGUCCAGAGCAGCAGGGCAUGUUCUUCGCCCUGUUCCUGGGCAUGUACCUGACCACAGUGCUGGGGAACCUGCUCAUCGUCCUGCUCAUCAGGCUGGACUCUCGCCUCCACACCCCCAUGUACUUCUUCCUCAGCCACUUGGCCUUCACCGAUGUCUCUUUCUCAUCUGUCACUGUUCCAAAGAUGCUCAUGAACAUGCGGAUUCAGCACUUAUCCAUCCCCUAUGUGGGGUGCAUUUCUCAGAUGUAUUUUUUCUCACUUUUUGUUUGUCUUGAAAAUUUCCUUCUUGCUGUGAUGGCAUAUGACAGGUAUGUGGCCAUCUGUCAGCCACUCCACUACACCACUGUCAUGAGGGAGGAGAUGUGUACUUUACUAGUGGCUGGCUCCUGGCUCUUCUCAUGUGCCCAUGCCCUGUUGCACACUCUCCUUCUGUCCCACCUCUCCUUCUGUGCUGACAAUACCAUAUCUCAUUUCUUUUGUGAACUCACUGCCCUUUUGAAGUUGACCUGCUCAGACACUUUCCUCAAUGAGCUAGUUAACUUCACUGAGGGGGGAGGGUUUGUCUUCCUGACAUUUUGUGCUAUUUUGGGCUCCUAUACCCGCAUUGGGGCAACCAUCCUGAGAGUCCGCUCCAUCAAGAGGAUCUGCAAAGCCUUGUCCACCUGUGGCUCCCACCUCCUCGUGGUGUUUUUGUACUAUGGGACUCUUGCAACGAUUUAUUUCAUUCCAUCAUCAAACAAUUCCAAGGUCAAAGACAUAAUUGCUUCAGUUAUGUAUACAAUGGUGACACCUAUGUUAAAUCCCUUUAUCUAUAGCCUGAGGAACAGGGACAUGAGAUUAGCUCUGGGGAUACUUUACAGGAGGAAAAUUUUUUUUUUAUAG
Messenger RNA from Ailuropoda melanoleuca (giant panda), 1024 nucleotides. RefSeq names its product olfactory receptor 1J4. The transcript has 2 exons. The record is from RefSeq and is a predicted model, not a curated record. Gene Ontology annotation, molecular function: G protein-coupled receptor activity; olfactory receptor activity. Gene Ontology annotation, biological process: G protein-coupled receptor signaling pathway. Gene Ontology annotation, cellular component: membrane. Bases 86 to 1024 code for a protein of 312 amino acids. Lineage: Eukaryota; Metazoa; Chordata; Mammalia; Carnivora; Ursidae.